ACCCCUUGUUAGCUCCAGGAGCAGAAAACUCGACCUCUGUUCGAGUCCUCCGUCCUUUCCAGCUCUCUCCCCCCUCGAUUCCCUCCAGACUGCACCCAUCUCCCUCGCCAGCAUGCAGGACGUCAAUAUCCAAGAGCUCCGUCGAGCUAUUCCCGACUACUGCUUCAAAGCCUCAACCGCUCGAUCGCUAGCCUAUGUAGCGCGGGACCUCUUCCUGGCGGGCUCGCUCGCCUACCUCGCUCUGUACACGAUCCCCACAUACACCACCUCCUCCUCCCUCCCUCGAUUCCUCGCAUGGCAGCUCUACGGCUUCUGCCAGGGCCUCGUCGGCACCGGCAUCUGGAUUCUUGCCCACGAGUGCGGCCACGGAGCCUUUUCUGCCAGCACACGUCUGAACAACGUCGUGGGCUGGGCGCUGCAUUCCUCCCUCCUCGUCCCCUUCUUCUCGUGGAAGUUUACCCACCACCAGCACCACCAGUUUACUGGCCACAUGACCAAGGACACGGCGUUCGUGCCCGUCCGUGAGGAGGAGCCCAUCUCCGAUCUCGCUGCGGCAAUGGAGAGCCUCGAGAACAUGACCGAAGACGCUCCCAUCGUUGCGUUCCUGCGUCUCAUUGUCGCACAGACGCUCGGCUGGCCGCUCUACCUCAUCUUCCAGAUCACUGCAGGCAAGGGGUCGGACAUCCACAAGGGCAACCGGAAGACAACGUGGUAUAACAGGAGCCAUUUCGCGCCCGGCGGCGUCCUCUUCACCUCCCAGCAAUGGAAGUACAUCUUCGCGUCCGACGUCGGGCUCGGCCUCACCAUGGCGGCGCUGUGGGUGCUGAAGCAGCGCAUGGGGUGGGCGAUGGUGUGGAACCUGUAUGGGCUGCCGUACAUGUGGGUGCACCAUUGGCUCGUCGCCAUCACCUACCUCCACCACACCCACGCCGACCUGCCGCACUUUGAGGCGGAUGGGUGGACUUUCGCGAGAGGCGCGACGUCGACUGUCGACCGUGAUAUGGGCUUCAUCGACCGCCACCUCUUCCACGGCAUCAUCGGGACGCACGUGUGCCAUCAUCUGUUUCCCCGCAUCCCCUUCUACUACGCCGAAGAUGCCACCGCCGCCAUCGUCCCCGUGCUCGGCGCCGCCUACCACAAGGACAGCACCCCCUUCAUGCUCUCCCUCUGGCGCACCUUCACCACCUGCCGCUGGGUGACCCCUGUCACUAUGCCCGACGGACAGGGCACCAUGCGAGUCUGGACCACACGGCGCGCCACGCCCGCUGUGGGCGCGAAGCCGAAGCCCUCGGCUGCUGGCAUCUCCAACCUGAAGAAGCGAAGGGAGAGCAUGACGGCGUCCGCGCAGACGGUGCGGCCGGUUGUUAUUAAGGGCUGAAGGAGAAGGAGAAGCAGAGACGGGGCAAGUUCCUUGAGCGGGCUUCGUUGGCUGCAAAGGAACAAUUGAUGCUCCAGGCGGUUGGAUCCCCUCGUAUCGAUAGAAAAAACGGAGCUUGGAUUAGACGGACGGCUUGGAAUAGACGGCUGCGCUACAGAAGACGAUGCAUCUAGAACGACGGUGGGUCCUUUUUUGAAAAGAGUUUUGUUUAGAGAGUAUAUUCUAACGGACUAAAUGAGUCAAGAAGCCAAAAAAAAAAAUUUGAGUUUCUUUUCCGUUUAUGUCUAUGAUGAGGCCUAACUACAGAGAUGUAUGCCUGUGCAUGCAUGUCUGUGAUGACGUAGGGUUAGUAAUGCAGGUUCAUGUUUUUACUUGGCCA
Molecule: messenger RNA, 1757 nt
Organism: Mytilinidion resinicola
Lineage: Eukaryota; Fungi; Ascomycota; Dothideomycetes; Mytilinidiales; Mytilinidiaceae
Exons: 3
Biological process (GO): lipid metabolic process
Molecular function (GO): oxidoreductase activity
Source: RefSeq, a predicted model, not a curated record